AGUUUCGUUCCACAAACGUUAAUGAUAUUCCGCGCAGAACUGUCGGUAAGAUUGCUUAAUUUCAUAUUAAAUACUGUAUUUUACGUAAUAUUUUAUUAGUCGCCUAUUUCUUAGAAAAAAACGAGCCUCAACGCAGCGGCAAAAUGAGCGCCCGAACCCCGGAUCCAGCAAAGGUUGAGCUUCGCAAGCAGAUAGCUGAUGCAAUUGCCAAAAUGACUACAGAAGAAAAAGAAAGACAAUCAAAAAUUGUAUUUAAUAAGAUAAUCAACCACCCAUACUACAAGACCGCGAACCGCGUCGCAAUAUUCAUGAGCACAGAUCAAGAAAUAAACACAGCGCCCAUUAUAUCCCACAUCAAAUCCCGUGGUGGUUCAGCCUUCGUGCCGCAGUAUGCUGGUGGUAUCAUGAGAAUGCUGAAGCUGGAGACGGGUGAUGAGGAUGCUAUGCCGUUGACCAGGCAUGGGAUUGCCCAACACUCGAAGGACCAGAAACGGGAAGAUGCUCUAGAUGAGGGUUUGGAUUUAAUCAUCGCUCCAGGGGUGGCGUUUUCUCUGGAAGGUGGUCGAGUUGGUCAUGGCGGUGGCUACUACGACAGAUACAUAGCCAACUUGCGGUCUAAUCCUAAGACUGCUCCUAAGGUGGUAGCUGUAGCUUUCAACUGUCAGGUUCUAGACAAGGUGCCGAUGAAUGACUUAGACCAAAAAAUAGACGAAGUUGUCUAUGCUGGAAGUGAUUAAAUUUUAUUAUAUAAAAACAUUGCUUCUGUAUGUUAUAUAAGUUAUGAUAAUUACGUGAAAUCUGUUGCAAAACUGUACGAAUAAAUGUUUGUGUAAUUAAACAAAUAAUUUUUA
This is a messenger RNA of Pieris napi, 851 nucleotides long. RefSeq names its product 5-formyltetrahydrofolate cyclo-ligase (gene Mthfs). Bases 144 to 737 code for a protein of 197 amino acids. Gene Ontology annotation, molecular function: 5-formyltetrahydrofolate cyclo-ligase activity. Gene Ontology annotation, cellular component: mitochondrion. Gene Ontology annotation, biological process: tetrahydrofolate interconversion; folic acid-containing compound biosynthetic process. The record is from RefSeq and is a predicted model, not a curated record. The transcript is spliced from 5 exons. Lineage: Eukaryota; Metazoa; Arthropoda; Insecta; Lepidoptera; Pieridae.